UAUCCCAUUCUGACUUCACGAGUUCUCGCGUACACCUUUGCUUGGCACGCAUCUAGCUACCGCGCGACGAUAAACCGCGUAUAAUACAAUCUCGAGACUAUCCGGCGCGUCUAUAUACAAGAAGAGAGAUAGGGUAUAUUUGCCGGCGACUCGUUCAUACCUCACGAGUCAGGUAUUAUACAUCAAAAAGUUAACAGCGUGCGCGCUUUUUUUUUUUUUUUUUAAAUAUAAUGUUUAAGUUUCAUUACAAGUGUCGUGCUUCGUAAUUGCAAUUUUUUUCGGAUCUUAUACGUUAAUAUGACAAUAAUUUUAUCAUUGUAUAUUUCGUGAUUACUGUGUGGUAUAGUUAUUUUUAAUUUAUUUUUUUUUGGGGUGCCAUUUGGACAACUUCGCACGUGUCAUUUUUAUGCAACAGGUAAUUUUAGUUAAUAAAUGUGACAUCUAAAUAUUGGGUUCAUCAAAAUUUUUGUCAAUUUGGCGCUAUUACCAGGAUAUUAAAAAAAUAUAGUGCGCAUAUUGGGUCACCGUGGACGUCAACGCGGCAUGCGGUUACAUAUUCUCGUUUUAGCCUGUCUCCUUUUUAAGGGGCUGGCUACCGGUGAAGAAGUCGAAGUUGUAGAGGCGAUACCUGGUGAGGAGAAUCGAAACGAAAAUUCCGCUCUAAAUCGUCAGGAUACGGAGAUAAGUGAUUCGGAUCAAUUGGCAUUGGAAUCAUUGAAUGAAAAAGAUGGUGGUUCGGCGGUACACUAUAAAUCAGGAGGUCAUCGAGGUCAUCCAUUGCCACCGGCAAGAGGUGGAGGUGGUAAUGGAGGAGGAGUAGGAGGAAUGUCACAUCUUGGAAGACCACAUCACAAUGUUGCCUAUCAUGGACCACCGCCUCCAUUGCCAUCAAAAGGACAACAACAACAACAACAACCGGAAGCAAUGGAUAAGGUCUAUAAUGUUGGACCACCUGCGGGCGGUGGUGGUGGUGGUGAAAAUUGGCCGGCUUUGACGCCCGAUAUGCCUAAGAUCAUGUCAUUAGAUGUGAAAUGUGAGAAGAAUCUUAUGAAGGUUUAUCUUAGUUUUGAUAAACCAUUUUAUGGUAUAGUGUUCAGUAAAGGGCACUACAGUAAUGUAAAUUGUGUUCAUUUACCUGCUGGACUUGGGAGAUCGUCAGUUAACUUUGAGAUCAGUAUUCAUGCCUGCGGCACUGCUGGUAACACGGAGAAUGGACUCUAUGGAUACGGAGCGGAAUCCGGAUCUGGGACUUAUUUCGAAAAUAUUAUAGUCAUACAGUAUGAUCCUCAGGUGCAAGAAGUAUGGGAUCAGGCACGAAAAUUACGUUGCACUUGGCAUGAUCUUUAUGAAAAAUCCGUUACCUUCAGACCAUUCCCAGUUGAUAUGUUAGACGUUGUACGCGCUGAUUUUGCCGGCGACAAUGUUGGAUGCUGGAUGCAGAUACAAGUUGGCAAAGGUCCAUGGGCAUCGGAAGUCUCGGGUCUUGUGAAAAUUGGCCAAACAAUGACAAUGGUAUUGGCAAUAAAGGAUGAUGAUUCUAAAUUUGAUAUGCUCGUACGCAAUUGUAUGGCACACGAUGGUAAACGUGCGCCAAUACAACUUGUUGAUCAAAGAGGUUGCAUUACAAGACCAAAAUUAAUGUCACGUUUUACAAAAAUUAAAAAUUUCGGCGCCAGUGCAUCAGUAUUGUCUUAUGCACAUUUUCAAGCAUUCAAAUUUCCCGAUUCAAUGGAAGUACAUUUUCAAUGUACAAUUCAAAUUUGCCGCUAUCAUUGUCCUGAUCAGUGUGCUGAUUCCACUUCAUUGCUUGAUUCACAAGCUGGAUUGCUUGAGAAUCAUCAAGUUGGACAUGGACGACCUGAUUCUGGUUAUGGACCACCAUUGCCACUCGAAGCUUAUCUUCAGGCUGCUGUAGAUCGACCUCGUGAUGAGAGAAGAAGAAAAUCUCGUGAGAUUGUUUUACAAUCGCCUGAGAAGACAGUGGGUGUUAAUCGAAUCAUAAGAGUUGUGUCGACGGGCGAUUUGACAUUUGCUAUUGAUGAUACGAAUAAUAGUGAACCAACAAGUGCAACAAUGGUGUUUCCAAUUAAGGAUCCAAUUCCGAGUUCAAGUAUGAUUUGUAUGACAACACCUGGAUUUGCAGUGACAUUGGUUGUACUUUUGGCUGUUUUAUUAACAUCAUGCAUUCUCUCGACCUAUCUUUGCAUUCGUCUUCGACCUUUAAGCAAAGAUAAGAAAAAUAUUCCAAUUUCCACAUUCAGCAAUCAAAAUUCAAAGAAACCAAUAAAGGCUGCGUGUUUUUAUUCUUAGACUCAAGUGACAUUGUUCGAUGGGAUUUAAAUGAAUCCGCAUGUGUUCAAUUAUGCCAGUGCCGGACAAAAUAAAAAUUGUCCUGGGAACAAAGUAUGUGAGGAAAAAUUCUUGAAUAAAAUCAAAAAAAAAAUUCAAGAGAUUUUCGACGAUUUAUAUACAAAAUAAAUAAAAUGAAGGUCGUGACAAUGGAACAGGGUAAUUUUUUUGCAAAAGCAAAAACCCAUAUUUACCAAUAGAUACUGAACUGCUGUUAUAUUGGUUAUUAACUAUUUCAAAUUGGUGAAAGCCAAUUUUACAAUGUAACAUAUAAAAAACCACGUUUUGUAUACUGGGAAAAUGUCUGAUUUAGUCUCUAGUUAUUUAAAUAUUAUACUUUUUUUAUUAAUUCGUCAUUAUUUUAAUAAAUUAUCCAAGUCUAAAGUAAAAGAGGAAGUAAUAAGCCAGAAAAUAAUUAUUUUAUAUAUUUCUUCAUUAUUUUCAAAUUUUGCAUUUUUUAGUAAAAAAAAUUUUUAAUACAAUCCUUAUACUUUGGAAUUUUUAAUUAAAACCAAUUUUGGUAUAGAAAAUAUUUUCAAAAUUUUCAUAUUUAUAAAAAAAAUUUUGUGCUUAAAUUAACAGCAAAAUAUUAAAAUUUAAUUUAAAGUCAAAUUUUUUUUUUCAUUUUUAAUAAAAUGGCAAUUUCCUCUUUCGUCAGGAAUAUUUUUCACUUUAUUGUUAAUUUAUUGAUUAAUUGUAAAAAAAAAACAUUACCUCCCGUCGAUUGUUAUUGGCAUUAAAACUUUUUUUUUUUAAGGGAACAAAAAAUGAGCUUUCAUAAAGACUUUUAAAUAGAAAUUUUGGUUAAUAUUUAAGAUCCGUCUGAGACGGUUAAUUAUAUAUACAAAAAUUAAAGUAAUUUAUUUGUAUAGGCAUUUAGUAUCACUAU
This is a messenger RNA of Leptopilina boulardi, 3238 nucleotides long. RefSeq lists its product as uncharacterized. The transcript is spliced from 7 exons. NCBI's taxonomy places the organism in Eukaryota, Metazoa, Arthropoda, Insecta, Hymenoptera, Figitidae. Bases 544 to 2310 code for a protein of 588 amino acids. The record is from RefSeq and is a predicted model, not a curated record.